AUGAAUCUGGCACAACGUGUACCCCCCAUGACAGCCAACAUUGGCCAGGCGUGUUUCAAAUGUUUCAAGGAUGAAACUCAAGGAAUCGAUCUUCAAAAAUGCAGCCGCUGUCGGAGUGUUUCCUACUGUGGAUCAGCCUGUCAGAAAGCCGAUUGGCCACGACAUAAGACCUUGUGCAAAGGUCUUCACGACCUACUAGAGCAUACUACUUCUCCUAUCCAAUACUCGGCGUUAUUCGAAUUACAAUCUUCAAUCGAUGACACAAAAGCCCUUAACAACGUUAUCGGUAUUUGCGUGCGCAACGACAUCGCAGCCAUUGAAGGGCUCAUUGGGCGGCCACUCGACGUCAUCGAGCGAAAUGUUUUUGCUUGGGAACCUCGCUGCUCAGCAUGCGGAAGAACGGAUCGUAUUAGUCACAUCGAGACUAAGGGCACCUCCGACACGCUAAUUACGGGUCCCCUCCGAGCUUGUUCUGGUUGUCGAAUGUGUUUUUUUUGUUGUGAUGGCCACUGGAGCGCUGUCAGAAAUCGCCACACUGCUAUACCUUCUGAAGAUGGCCACGACGGACUUACACAGUGUCAGCUGAAUCAGGAAAUUCGUGAGGACAUCAGGCUUGCCAACCUCAUCACCGGUGCACCCACUCCAACUGGCCAGUUCCAAUGGGCACCUGAACGCGUGAAGUCGGCAUGGUCUUCCUUGAAACAUCUGACCUGGCAAAGCGAUUUCGACCCUGAAGUCAGGUCAGCCUUUCAACUACCAUCCGAUGCUAAUGUUGGGCCGUAUGUGCGAGCUGCCUCAGAUGGCCUCUCUAUGCCCAUGACCAUAUUGUGGGCACUCGAGAAUUUGAAUGAGGAUGAAACAUGGACUCAGAAGAAGAUUUUAAAUAUUCACCUUCUUGGUGCUGAACAACAAGAAAUUAUGAAUGCACAGUUGUUUGAAGAGAUACUUCACCGUCUUCCCCUAGUCAAUUCGAUCCAUCUCGUCUUAUGUGGACCCGACGUGGCCAACUUGGUUACUAGUCGGGAACAAGGUAAAGUUGUUGAAAUGGAGACGUGCAGGGAUUGCCAAAGGAAGGGGCGGAGGCGGGUAUCUGAGCACUACGCCAAAACAUAUCAUGCUUAUGCCUUGAGCGAUCGCUUUGUUCCUCCGGAUCUCGCUGUUGCAUUUAACUCAGGGUCAUCUGAGGAGGAUGUGGCUUCAUGGAGACAAACGAUGAAAGUCUUGAUCCAACGCAAAAUUCCGAGCGUCUUCACUGCUUACAAUCGUGUGGAGGCAGAGGCGGAGGCUAAUAUUUUGCGUGACGCGGGAGCUCAAUUGAUAUCUGCCCUGGGUCCAGUAAAAAAUCCAUGGGGCAGUAUUCUUGUGAAAACGGAGCCUAAUGCCGUCACUGGGUUUUAUGCAGUCAAUGGAUGGCUUGCUGGAGGGUUUAAAUAA
Messenger RNA from Laccaria bicolor S238N-H82, 1434 nucleotides. RefSeq lists its product as uncharacterized. The record is from RefSeq and is a predicted model, not a curated record. Bases 1 to 1434 code for a protein of 477 amino acids. The transcript has 9 exons. NCBI's taxonomy places the organism in Eukaryota, Fungi, Basidiomycota, Agaricomycetes, Agaricales, Hydnangiaceae.